AAGGUGUCUAGCAUCCACCAGCUCUGUGAUGUCAUCAUGGAGGAGUGGAAGAGGACUCCAGUGGCAACCUGUGAAGCUCUGGUGAACUCCAUGCCCAAAAGCUGGAGAAUAAUGGUGGCCACACAAAAUAUUGACACUUUGUGUGUUGAAUUAUUUUGAGGGGACAGCAAAUUUACACUGUUAUACAGGCUGUACACUCACUACUUUACAUUGUAGCAGAGCGGCAUUUCUUCAGUGUUGUCACAUGAAAAGAUAUAAUAAAAUAUUUACAAAAAUGUCAGGGAUGUACUCACUAUCGCACUUUCACUCCUUUCGUUUUAUGUUUAUGUUUAGGUUUCGUUUUGUAGUUCAGUUCUUAGUAUUACUAGAAGGUAUGGCUCUCACAAACCACACAGUUCCUGUCUCACACGAAAUGCUUUCGGCGGCGUAUUUAUUCUGCAGGUCUCUCAGUUUCAGCGUCAUUCAGUCCUAACUGGGAUCUGUGAAGGCAGAGUGCGACUUUAACAAGAAGCCCUCUAUUUACUUCAGGAAGCCAAAUUUAAUUACAUCAUUUACAUUAAAUAUACAAAGGUAAUUAAUCAGCUGGGAAAUUGUUGUUGUUGUUGUGUGUUUUGCUGAACUGGGGCACUUCAUUACACAUUACUGUACAUUUAGUUACUGUUGUACAGAGCAGACGGAGAAACAGCAGCCGAAUGGAUCAGCUGGACUUUAUAACUCAUGAGGAGUUGGUUGUUUUUUUUCGCCGCAAGAAGACGGAGAUCUCUUGUAUAAGGGAACUGCACGUCUUCCUCAUGCAGCUCCGAGACCAUGACCUGGUACCUGAGGAUCUCUACAAGGAGGUAAUAAAGAGGAAAAGUAAGAAGACAAUACAGGACGGUGUGUAUAAGAUUUUGGACCGGGUGGAGAAAAAUGGAGGAGUGUACGUGAAAGAAUUUUGGAAGUGUGUGUCAGAGGACCACAUCCAGCAGGAAUACCAUGUUUUCCGCACACUGCUAAGGAACCUCCAGGAUGAUUCCUUUAAGAAGCAUGUAAAGCUUCCCGAUGCAGAGAAACCACUUAGGAAUAAGGAUGGUGAGAAAGAAGCACAAAUGAAGGGUACAAGAAAGAGAAAGAGAGGUGAUGAAGAGAUAAAGGAAGAGGAACCAGGCCCUUCAUCAGGAUCCAGCCAGAAGAAAGCAGCCAAGGAGCCCACGUUCUGGGAAGAGUGCGUUUUGUCAGAGGACCAGUGGUUCACCCCACAUGAGUUUGAGAGAUUUUCAGGAAAGGGAAAUAGCAAGAACUGGAAACACAGCAUCCGCUACCGAAACACCCCACUGCAGAACCUUCUAAACGAGGGUCAUUUGCAGUGUCCACGCACUUACAGGCGCUAUGAUCAGAAGAAAACAAGACUUGCUUCUAGCUGUGUGGCGGAAAGCUCCAGCCCUCUGUCCAAUGUAAAGAUUGAAGAAGAGGACAUAAAACAAGAAGAAGAAGAAGAAGAAGAAGAGGACAUAAAACAAGAAGAAGAAGAGGAAGACGACAGUAAGCCAGUGGAUUUGUCAAAAUUCCAAAAUUUUGCUUUACCAGUCUGCUGUGGAUCUGCCAGUGGGACUUUAUAUAAAAGCAGAUUUGCAGGGCCAAGCAGUAAGAGCAUCCGAACAGAGGAGCACUGGUUCAGUCCUGAGGAGUUCGUAAAGCAGGAGAUAACUCUGACAGAAGGACACUGGAAGAAAGAUAUACUGUGUCACGGCAAAACCCUCAACUACCUGGUGAAGGAAAAAAUCCUGUAUAUCCAUUCACUGCUGUGUUACUGUCGUCUGUGUUGUCCUGAAAACCAGGAUCAUGAUAAUGAUGAUGUGUGCUACAUCUGUAACACUUGGGGAAAUCUGGUCUGCUGUGACGGGUGUCCACGAGCCUUUCACCGUGACUGCCACUUACCAACUCUACAGGAAGAUGAAACUGAGGAUACAUGGAGGUGCACUUUCUGUGUGCAAAAAAAAACUAACCAGGGACUGCGGAUUAAAAUGAAUCUUACAGAGGCUUUGCAAAGUCCUGUUUCUGGAAAUUGUAGGCGUUGUGAGUAUAUGCUGUUGCGUUUGUAUAAGGAGGACACGCGGCGUGUGUUUACAGAUGACCCUACUACAACAGUGGAGAAAUACAGCAGUAUGAACCCCAAGCCCAUGUGGCUGAACAGAAUGAAAACCAAGCUGCAGAAUAAGGAAUAUAAAACCAUGGCUGAGUUCGUGAAUGACAUCAUUCUCAUUUUCAACAACUGCAAGAUAUUUAACAAGGCAAGAGGAAAAUUCGUGGCUAAUGAGUUUGGCAAGAUGGGAGCUAGACUGUUCAACAUGUUUGAAGAAGAUCUUCACACUGUCUUCAAUUUCCAGUAGUGUCUUUACAGUCCAGUAGUGUCUUUAAAAUUCAGUAGCGUCUAUAAUAUCCAGUGGUUUUGGUCUUUGGCGGCUAAAAUCAACCAUUGUUUCUACAUUUUAAAGUUAAGUCUUCACCAUAGAAUCUUAUUGUUCACAAAGCAUAGUUAGUGUCUAACUUUUAGAGUGAAUUGAUCAGCUUCUAUAAUUCUUGUUGAACAUUUUAGUCAUUUUAGAGCUAGCAUCCUACUGAAUUUGUGCCCGAUGUCUCUCACUAAGUGUGUUCCUAAAAAUGAAAGCGUGUUGUAAUAUAAUAUUAUAAAUUCUUAAUCUAUGUCAAUUCAAGUGAAAUGUCUAAAUACUAUUUUCUUUUGGAUCUAGCAUUUUCUUUGUAGUAAUGUACUAACAUUGAUGUCCAUAGAACUUGUAAAGAUGGAAAUUAAAGCUGACAUUUUUUUCUUUUUUCUUUGUUAGCCCAUGGACAGAUGUGUAUGACUCUGCAAUAAUCAUAUCUAAAA
Hemibagrus wyckioides is the source of this 2866-nucleotide messenger RNA. RefSeq names its product nuclear body protein SP140-like. The record is from RefSeq and is a predicted model, not a curated record. The coding region runs from base 693 to 2369 and encodes 558 amino acids. Gene Ontology annotation, biological process: regulation of transcription by RNA polymerase II. NCBI's taxonomy places the organism in Eukaryota, Metazoa, Chordata, Actinopteri, Siluriformes, Bagridae. Gene Ontology annotation, cellular component: nucleus. Gene Ontology annotation, molecular function: protein binding; DNA binding; DNA-binding transcription factor activity, RNA polymerase II-specific. The transcript has 14 exons.